Molecule: messenger RNA, 16751 nt
Organism: Leptidea sinapis
Lineage: Eukaryota; Metazoa; Arthropoda; Insecta; Lepidoptera; Pieridae
Product: protein unc-13 homolog A
Exons: 33
Coding region: 402-9074 (2890 amino acids)
Biological process (GO): neuromuscular junction development; synaptic vesicle maturation; synaptic vesicle priming
Cellular component (GO): synaptic vesicle membrane; presynaptic membrane; presynaptic active zone cytoplasmic component
Molecular function (GO): phospholipid binding; calmodulin binding; syntaxin-1 binding
Source: RefSeq, a predicted model, not a curated record
GGACCCUGGUCGGUCGCGUUAAGUGUUAAAUGCUAUCGGUCACAGGCGGCCGAAAGGCGGUUAACCCGCCACCGCCUCUCGGUCAUACUCACCCCUAUAGGUGCUAUACAGUGCAAAGUUAAAGUUACUAUUCCGCGACUAUUUACAAAAUGAAUUAAGAUGUAUUUUUUUAUCCUGAUUAUUCUGACAAAGUACAAAUAACUUUCAAUUUAAAUUAGAAUCAGUGUUUAAGUGUUUUAAGUGAAUAGACAAUCAGACAAUGUGCUAACAUCUGACACAAUGUUAAUUAUAAAAAAUGUCAGAGAUAAAGCACUGUUUUGUGUAAAAAGUGUUAAGUGUAAAAAGAUAUGGGAUGACUCAUAGUGAAAGAUGCUACACCAAGCCUGCUUUUCGAUCACAAGAUGAUGCACGAAAUUCACGACAAUGCUGGGGCAGGCGCAAGCGACACGAUGGAGGAAAACGAGGCCGGAGGGAGUGGGGGUGCCUUGGUCGAUAUGGACGAGUGCGGCUCCCUCGCUUUACCUCCCGAUUUGCCCCCAUAUUCAGGCGACUACAUUAUUAGUGACUACAUGGAAAGGCUUGGCACACGAUUAAAUAUCCUAGAAACUGAAUUGAAAUAUGCAUGGAGAGCUUUGGACCUACUAAGCCAAGAAUACGUUAGAAUGUGGGACCGUUUGGAAAGAUUAGAAUCUUUACUGGCUGAUCAACAAGGUGUAAUAUCAACUUUGCUAGAUUUUUAUACGUGCCGCACUGGAACGUCUAGAGAUCCGAUAUCUAGAUUAGAAGUUAUUAGAGAAAUUCUCGGCAAUGGAGUCAUUGAAGAUGGAAUUGAAGAGGGUUUGGAUAUUAGUCAAAAUGUUAAUGCAUUAAAUGAACAAGAAGAGGCAUUGGAAUCAAAUGAAGCUUUUUACAGAAGUUUAAAUCAAGUAUAUAGGGAUGACUAUAUUUGUGAUGACGCCUCCAGACCACCAUCUCAAUUGGACAUGAUUUGGGAAGCACCAGAAGAAACAGAGUUAGCACACACAAGUGGACAAAAUUAUAGUGCAACAGAUUACAAAGAUUAUUGUGGAAUGCAAGGUGGACCCAGUAUUAGUGAAAGAGAUUUAGUUCAUUUAUCAACGUUGAAUACUAUAGAUCAAAUUGCUGUAGAUAAGUUGCAUCAAAUCGAUAGGUUAACAACACAAUUGCAUAAAGAUUCAAGAGAGCUUAAAGACUUAAAGGCUAUUCUAAGUCCAGAUAUAAACGUGACAAAACAUGAUAGAGAAAUAGAGGCAAAAGCUCUAGCAGAAGAUGGUAAUAUUAUUAAUGAACAACUAAAAAGUAUGUACACAGGGAGUGAAAAUUGGGGUAUCAAUGAUAUGAUGAAAAGUUUUGAUGAUUUUAUUCUAACAGGCAAUCAAGAUAAUACUACUACAAAAGAUAAAUCACCUUCUAGAUUAUCUCUCACAGAAAAUUUUCUUUCAAAUCGGACCCUAGAAUAUAUACCUACAAAUUUAUCUCCAAGGCGAAAAUUUAUUCCAGAAAGGAAGUCUACUGAACCUUAUACAACUGUCACUGGACGCUUAGCAUACAGCUCAGCAGUUGCUAAUGCAGAAAUUAACGCUGCUAAAGCGUCCAAAUCUCCGAGUUCGAUCUCUAGAGAACGUUUUGAUUACGGAUCUACGUAUCAAAUAGGAGAAAAUACUAGACAAAACUAUUAUCCCAGUCAAAUGACAUCUGAGAAUUUAAAUGAUGUAUAUAGGUCCUCUACAGAACAGCACUCGCCAAUAUCAAUUCAUGAAAUUUAUAACGGAAGUACUGAUAACGAUUUAUUAGCAUAUGAGAGUAAGGUACGGUCAUCACCAAGUCCACCACCACCAGCACCUGCAAAUGGAAAGGAACUAUUUUCAAGUAUUGAAAAUAAUAACGAAGUCAUAUCCACAGAUACAUCGUUAUUGUCUGCUUGUAUAAAUACGGUACAUGAAGACACUUCAAGGCUAAGUCCACGUUCACCAAAAUCACCAAAAGCAUCACCAAAGCAGUUAAAACGAGACAGUAAUAUUAUAGUAACAGCUAAGUCUGAUUCUGGUUUAUCAUCAAUGAGUGGUUGGUCUAGCUUAGAAAAAAGUCCAGGAUCUCCUAAGCCAGGUCGAAUAUCACAUGAAAGUAUAAAAAUGAGAGUUAUAUCACCAAAUUCAACUCAGAGGUUAACUUACGACAUGGAUUCAAAACCUUAUUUAGAAACAUUAGUUGAUUCAUAUGUCUAUGAUGAAAAGGUAUUCAAUAAAGAUUUCAUGUCACAAAUGUCGGAAAACCGAAGUGAAAAUAUAGAUACUAUGAUACGAAAAUCACAAGAAAAAAUAGGAUCAGGGUAUUUAAAAAAUGACCUACAAUUUACCAUGACAAGUAAAAUUGCCCUAACUAACAUUGGAGAGUAUUAUUAUGGGAACGAUGCGCCAUCUAUAUACUCUGUAGCUGGAAAUAGACAACCUAUUUUCACAACAGUUUAUAGUACCCCAGGUGGAAUGCUUUCUGAAGACAGAAGUUUUUCCGACGUUAUAGAUAGAAAUGAAAUUUUAGAUAGCUCAAGAGCAAUAGAUUGCUACCCACCUGAACCUAGUUACCAUGCACAAACUGUUGUAAUGUCUACAAGUAAUCUUAGCAAAAAAUCAUUAAGUAGAACUAGCAGCAUAAGCGGAAUAGAUCCCAACGUAUAUCCAAAUGGCUAUAAAGUUUCAAAUAUGCGUACUGGAUAUCCUUCAGGUAAUUUAACUGAUGCAUUAUCAUACUAUCCAACUUCAAGUAGAUAUGAUUCCCCAAAACGUACUCCAUUAGAAGAGCGCAUAUCUUGGCAAACGGGAAAUCGAUCACCAUCUAGUUCUGUGGAAACAUCUAGUAUAAAAUCACGUUCGUUAAGUAUAUCUGAAAGAAAACAAUUCCAAAAUCAAUUACAGCAAGAAUACUUUAAGCAACAGCAAUAUGAUCAGCGUAAUGGUAAUGUGGUGGGUGAAGCGCAAAAAUAUGAAAAGCAAAUAUCCGAACAAAAAUUAAGAAAAGAUCAAUAUACAGAAUCAAGUGGUAUUUUAGUGUCUGAGUCGGGUUAUCUUUCUAUAUCCUCAAAUUUAAAGAUUAAAACACAAGAUAAAAACAAAAAACCCAAAAGAACGUCAUCCUUAAAAUCAGCAAUGAGUACAAUGAGUCAUUGGAUUCCAGAAUUGCAUCUACCUAAAAAACAUAGAUCACACUCACUGCCGUCUGGUGUCGAUACUGUAGAACAACAGGAAAAAUCUUUGAAAGAAAGAUUAUUAUCAGCUCAAAGACGCAAGAAGAAAUAUCACUUAGUUGCUUCUAUGUCUGGCUUAUUACAAAAAGCAAGAAGAAAACAAGCAAGCAAUCAAUCGCUAUCUGAUCCGGAAACAUCAGAAACAGAAUGGUCUGGUGGUCGAUCAAGUGCACAGUCAGAGGAUAGUGAUAGUGUAUUUUCAGAUUCAACUCAUGAAAGUAAUAUGUUUGUAAAAGUACCAGCUAAGCCCAAACAACGAAAAUCAAAUAAUCAAGAAAUAGUAGAACAACAACAAAAGAUACAAGAAAUUCAACAAAAACAGAUAACACACCACCAUGACACCCAUAUUAAUGAAGACAAUAGUCAGUGUGAUGAAAAAGAGAUAUUCUCCACAUCUAAUGGCAUUCCUAGAGACAAAAGUGAUGACAUUGAUUUUCAUUUUGCUCGCAUAAGCCAAAUGAGUAAAAAUAAUAUAACUGAUUUGGAAAAGCUUGAUAUCGAUACUGAUAUAACGAAUGUUGAUCUAUUUGAAGAUGAAAAGGAAGAUUCAUCAUCAGUUUCAGCCAUAUUUGCUACAGUAGGAGACAUGAAAAAAACUUCAUCAAUCUCUGAUGAAUCACAAAACGAAAGCAAUAAGUCGUAUAAUGGAAGUUCGCAAGAGUUCGCCGUUUCCCGAGCUCUAGGUAAAUAUCGCCUUCGUAAGUCAUCUUCUGUUAGUGAUGACACUCCAGAUACUUCACCACCUAAAAUUGAAACUAGUUCAAUCGAAUCCACGCCUCUCCAUCCGACUAACUUUAUAUCCCAAAAAGAUUCAGGGAAAAAUAAAAUAAGUCCACCAGAGCUUUUAAAAAGUAACUCAGUUUCUGAAGAACCUUCUCAUCCAGAUCGGAGCCCUUCUCUUCAAAGCACACGUGCAGGGCAUACUAAGUUUCUUCCUCGUCAUCAACAAAGCCUUGAUAUCCCUAAUAAGCAUGAUGAUGAUGACAGUAGAAGUACACACUCUUGGCGAAGCGGAUCCAGAGUUUCAUCACGACGACAAAGUACUGAAGAUAGUAUUGAUUCUGAAGAUGAGUGGUAUAGAUAUGAGUUAAGAAAAUUAGAAGAGAUGGAAAAUCAGUCUCAUCAGGAGAUUGAAAGAGAGCUAUUGAUAGAAGAACCUGAAAUUGAAGAAGAAUCAGACAUUAUUAUAAAAGAAAAAAUGUCAUUUGUUUUACGAGAAUUAAAAUUGAAAACGGCUUCUAUAAAAGUACAAUAUGAUAAAACUCCUGAUCAAGAAACAUGGAAGAAGCUCACUACGUUUACUGAUAUGGAUGAACAACAUGAUGAUAUUGAGAGUCAUAAAGAAUCUGACGAUGAAAAAUCGUUUGCUGACUCUGGUUCGGGUGAAACGUCCGGUCCAGAUAGUCCUAUUCAAAGUGGUGAUGAGUUUGAGGAGGAAGAAAAAGCACAUAUACAAGAGCCAAUACAAAACGAGCCUUCCUCCCAACAAGAUGCUCCAGUUGGUAGCAAAUGGAAGCUACUAAAAGCUCUGAAGGAUAGAAAAGCUGAAGAGAAGACAGUAGAAACACCAGUGUCUACAACACCAUCGACUGAAAAGGACAAGGUCAGCGCGGGUAAUGGCACCGGCGGCUUUAGUGAGCAAGGCGGGCGGGGAAAUGGGCACCCAGGGGAUAACCCAUUUUAUAGCAACAUCGACAGCAUGCCUGAUAUUAGACCCAGACGAAAAUCUAUACCGCUCGUUUCCGAACUUACUAUGGCAGCUACAAAAAGAAACGCGGGGUUGACGUCGGCAGUACAUAGAGCUACACUCAACGAUGAGGAAUUGAAAAUGCAUGUGUAUAAGAAGACUCUGCAAGCUCUUAUCUACCCCAUAUCAUCAACUACACCUCACAACUUCGUUCUUUGGACGGCUACUUCGCCGACCUAUUGCUAUGAAUGUGAAGGCUUACUAUGGGGCAUCGCUCGGCAAGGAGUAAGGUGCACCGAAUGCGGGGUCAAAUGCCACGAAAAAUGUAAAGAUUUGCUGAAUGCGGAUUGUCUACAGAGAGCCGCUGAAAAGUCUUCCAAACACGGGGCGGAGGAUAAAGCUAAUUCUAUAAUCACUGCGAUGAAAGAACGAAUGAAACAUCGAGAGCGAGAUAAGCCAGAAAUCUUCGAACUCAUUAGAUGCGUGUUCAGCAUUGAACAAGAUGGACACGUGGCACACAUGAGUACGGUGAAGCAAUCAGUCCUCGAUGGCACGUCGAAAUGGAGCGCCAAGAUUGCCAUUACAGUUAUUUGUGCCCAAGGACUAAUCGCAAAAGACAAGAGUGGCACUUCAGAUCCCUACGUCACCGUGCAAGUUAGCAAAGUAAAGAAGAGGACGCGAACGAUGCCUCAGGAAUUGAAUCCGGUCUGGAAUGAGAAGUUUUACUUCGAGUGCCAUAACUCCUCCGAUCGAAUUAAAGUGCGCGUCUGGGAUGAAGAUAACGAUUUAAAAUCUAAGCUACGUCAAAAGCUGACAAGGGAAUCCGAUGACUUUCUAGGUCAAACAAUUAUAGAGGUUCGAACAUUAUCGGGAGAGAUGGACGUGUGGUACAACUUAGAAAAAAGGACGGACAAAUCCGCUGUCUCCGGGGCCAUCAGAUUGCACAUCAAUGUGGAAAUAAAAGGCGAGGAAAAGGUGGCGCCUUAUCAUGUGCAGUACACAUGUCUCCACGAGAACCUGUUUCACUACCUUUGUGAAGAGAACGGUGGUGCGGUGACACUCCCAGCUGCAAAAGGUGACGAUGCGUGGAAGAUAUACUUCAAUGAAAUACCAGAGGAGAUCGUUGAUGAGUUCGCGAUGAGAUAUGGCAUCGAGGCAAUCUAUCAGGCAAUGACACACUUCCAUUGCUUAUCAACGAAGUACUUAUGUGCUGGAGUGCCAGCUGUCAUGUCAACACUUCUCGCCAAUAUCAACGCAUACUAUGCUCAUACCACAGCUUCAUCUGCCGUUUCAGCCUCCGACAGAUUUGCUGCGUCUAACUUUGGGAAAGAAAAGUUCGUGAAACUACUCGACCAACUUCACAAUUCGUUGCGGAUAGACCUUUCAAUGUACAGAAACAACUUUCCAGCGUCCACUCCAGAUAAACUCACGGAUCUUAAGUCUACCGUCGAUUUGUUAACAAGUAUCACAUUCUUUAGGAUGAAGGUCCAAGAGCUAAGUAGUCCCCCGCGUGCCAGUACAGUUGUAAAGGACUGUGUGAAAGCUUGUCUCAGGUCGACGUAUCAAUUCCUGUUUGAAAAUUGUUAUGUUCUCUACAACAGGGAAUUUCAGGUCGACCCAAAUGAAGUAAAACGGGACCCAUCCGACCACGGCCCACAACUUGAUUCAGUGGACUUUUGGCACAAGAUUAUAGCACUUCUCGUGUCGGUGGUAGAAGAGGAUAGAAAUUCUUAUGCACCAGUCUUGAACCAGUUCCCACAGGAAUUGAAUAUUGGUCAGUUAUCUGCAGCAACCAUGUGGUCACUAUUCGCAGUGGACAUGAAGUAUGCUCUUGAAGAACAUGAACAGCAUCGUCUGUGCAAGUCUUCCGCCUACAUGAACUUACACUUUAAGGUAAAAUGGCUACAUACAAACUACGUGAAGGAUGUGCCACCUUACUGUGGUGCUGUACCAGAAUAUCCAGCCUGGUUUGAACCGUUCGUAAUGCAGUGGCUCAACGAGAAUGAUGAUGUGUCUCUGGAGUAUUUGAAUGGAGCUUUCAAUAGAGAUAAGAGAGAUGGGUUCCAAAAGUCAAGCGAGCACGCAUUAUUCAGUAAUUCUGUGGUGGACGUGUUCACGCAACUAACCCAGUGCUUUGAUGUGGUUUCUAAACUGGAGUGUCCAGACCCCGAGAUAUGGAAGAGAUACAUGAAAAGAUUCGCGAAGACAAUCGUCAAAGUGCUAGUGGCUUACGCUGACAUCGUGAAAAAAGAGUUCCCUGAACAUCUAAAAGAAGAAAGAGUAGCUUGCAUCUUAAUGAAUAACAUUCAGCAACUUCGGGUGCAGCUUGAGAAGAUGUUUGAAGCAAUGGGUGGAACUAAAUUGGAACGCGAUGCCGCCGAUAUACUUCAUGAUCUACAACAGAGCCUUAACAGCACUCUUGAUGAUCUCGCUUCCAUGUUCGCGAACAGCUUAGAAAUCCGUAUAACAGCAAGUGUGAAGGAACUGGGAGAGCUGUUACAAAAAGUGGGGGGAGGUGGUGCACCCGGCGCGCCACAGCCUCCCGCUCAUCACGAGGCUGAUGAAGUGCUGAGACCACUCAUGGAUAUACUGGACGGAUCACUAACAAUGUAUGCUGAGUCAUGCGAGAAGACAGUUCUGAAGCGAUUGUUGAAGGAGUUGUGGAAGAUUGUGAUGAAGAUCCUAGAGAAGACAGUGGUACUUCCACCAAUGACAGAUAAAACGAUGAUGCUGAAGAAUCUUACCAACAACGCGAAGAAUUUGGCAGCCAACGCGAAGAUUGAAGACAUGACGCAACUGUUCAAGAGUACAGUUGGCAAACAAGACGUCAAGCAUGCCUUGUCCGGUGUUAUGGAUAUAUCUAAAGAGCAUUUAUCUGCUGAGAAGAGUUUAACUCCAAAGCAGUGCGCAGUGCUAGAUGCAGCUUUGGACACGAUCAAACUGUAUUUCCACGCUGGAGGAAAUGGCCUUAAGAAGACGUUUCUGGAGAAGAGUCCUGAACUUCAGUCACUGAGAUACGCGCUCAGUUUGUAUACCCAGACCACAGACACUUUGAUCAGGACGUUUGUGACCAGUCAGCAGAAUCAAGUUGCGGAGGAAGGCAGUGUCGGUGAAGUAUCUCUUCAAGUGGACCUCUUCACUCAUCCUGGCACUGGAGAACAUAAGAUAACGGUUAAAGUGAUAGCAGCCAAUGACUUGAAAUGGGUUAUAGCGAGUGGUAUGUUCCGUCCCUUCAUAGAAGUAAACCUCAUUGGUCCCCAUCUGGCAGAUAAGAAAAGAAAGUUUGCUACCAAGUCCAAGAGCAAUAACUGGAGUCCAAAGUUCAACGAGACUUUCCAUUUUAUGGUGAGUGCGACGGAGCAGUUAGAGCUAUUUGAACUGCACGUGUGUGUCAGAGACUACUGCUUCGCGAGAGAGGAUAGACUGGUUGGAGUCGCCGUCAUGCGACUUGCUGGCAUAGUCGAACAGAAACGAAAAGAAAACGCGAAAGAAAGCUCUAACCGUGUGGUAAAACUGGUGCCGGAACAAAAGCAAAACCAAAACCAAAUAAUCGACACCAAACGAAACGAAAACACGAAUGAAAGCUCUAACCGUGUGGUAAAACUGGUGCCGGAACAAAAUCAAAACCAAAACCAAAUGAUCGACACCAAACGAAACGAAAACUCUAACCGAGUGGUAAAACUGGUGCCGGAACAAAAGCAAAACCAAAACGAAAUGAUCGACGCCAAACGAAACGAAAACACGAACGAAAACUUUAACCGAGUGGUAAAACUGGUGCCGGAACAAAAGCAAAACCAAAACCAAAUGAUCGACGCCAAACGAAACGAAAACAAGAACGAAAGCUCUAACCGUGUGGUAGUACGGCCGCCGGACCAAAAGCAAAACCAAAACCCAAACCAAUUGAUCGACGCCGGCUCAUCCGCGAACUGGCUUUCUCUUGGGACUCGAGUGAAAAUGGAUGAGACUGGUUGGACAAUAUUGCGAAUUCUUUCACAAAGGCACAGCGAUGAAGUUGCCCGAGAGUUUGUGAAGUUGAAAUCAGAAAUGCGCAGCGAAGCACCUCAAGCAGGACCUCAAACGGGACCUCAAGCGGCACCUCAAGCAGGACCUCAAGGACCCUCGUGAAGUUUGUAAGACUCUCCCUAGUGUCUCUUCCAAAACGAAAGCGACUGGAACUGCCGGUUGUGAUGUGAUAAUAGUUAACGUUUCGUAAUGGAACUACUUAAUGGACGAUGAUUCGAUCGAAGCGCUCCGGCCAGCGAAGGUCAGUGCUCGUUUGGUUUUUGAAAGCCUCGUUGACUCAAGGCUACAUUUUGUAAAUAUAACGUUACGCGACUUGUAGGAAUAUUUUGCACAAAUUCGUAAUUUUUAGCAAAAAAGACUGACCAUACGGCCGGACGCUUCGUCCGCCAACCUUUAGUGAUUCAGCGAUAUUGUAUUCUCGUUCUAAAACCAUUUCUAUGAUACAAUAACAUAAUAGGUGCAAUACAUUCAAUUUUGCCAUCGUUUCUAAAGUUGUCUUUACCUUAAUAAACAUAGUAAGAGUUGAAUCGUUACUUAGUAAUUUUUUAAUAGAAAUUUUAUUACCAUAUCUACGGAACGUUUCAAAUAUUGUGUGCGUUAAGAGACUUUUAAGAUUAAUUGUAUCAACGUAGUUUAUUGAGAAUCAUACUAGCCUACAUUGUCGUUGUUAUAUCAAAUUUUGCUGAAUAACUAAAUUAGGAUGGACAUUUAUGUACUAAUAAUCUGUUUAUGGACCAAAUGUCGUUAAUACGAACGCAUUACAUUAUCUUUAAUAAUUAAAUCAAACAUUAUUUAUCUAAUUAAUCGUCUAAUAUAUUAUGUGUACAGUUAAAUAUAGUAUCGCCUUAUGUAAAUUAUUUCCUAUGAUUUGGUUCGAUGCUUUGGGAUUAUUGGAACUAUCUAUGUGUGAGCGACAAGAUGUGUAAAGAAUUUAGAUGUGUUCUUUAGUGAAAGGUGUUUUAUAGUAUAGGUAAUAUUAUUUGUUAUACAUUAAUAUAUUACCAUCUUUUAUAUACUUUGUGCCCUUUGCAAGUACCUACCUUAUAUUAUGUGGUCAACGUGUAUAUAUAAAGUUAUUGCAUUCAAUUAUUCGCUAUUAUUUACGCUUGACCUGUUUAAAUGUUAAUAACCUACGUCCUUUUGUAUAUUGAAAAAUGUGAUAUUGUUAAUACCUACAUAAAUAAUAAUUGUCGUGGUUAUUUAUAUUAAACUGUUUCGGAAUUCAUGUUAACUGUUAUAUUUCGCUUCAUUUGUUCGUAUCGGGACGAUAUCUGUAAUAUUAUAACUAUGUAAUAUGCAUAAAAUAUAUUGGUGUUGACGGUACUAGAGAUAACCGUAAAGACACAGCCACACUGCAAGCUAAGCUGAAACUAUAAUGUUGUCGCUUCUAAUCUUGUGUUACAAAUUUCACUUGCAUCGUGAUUUUUUGAAGUAAAAACUUCUUUAGGUUCGUUGCACGCUUUUAGUACAAAACUUGCAUGACCGUCAUUCCAAAGAAAUUAAAGUAAAGUAAAAACGACAAAAUCAAAAUUAAUUACCAAAUUGGUAAAUGAUCUUUUUAGUCGGUCGUGCAUCAUUCAAUUGAGGUUACGACCUCUGAGAUAUAUCUCAGAUUUUGUGGUCAACAAUAAUCGUUCGAAAGAAAUAUACCUACUUACGCUUCUCUUGUUAGUAUCGGUUGGGAAAACGGCUGAAUUUGAUAUAAAUAAAUUUUCGUGAAUAUAUUUUAUAUUUUCAAAUAAUUAACUGUUGUAGAAAAUUUUGUUGAUACGGUUUGUGUGAGUCGAUAGUUAUAACUGCAGUUUUAUAAUCUCGAUAAAGCUAAUAUCAAGUCAGACCAACAUUUUUGUAAAAUCUCUUUGUCAUCACACAUUUCACAGUCGAUAGUUAAAUCGGAACUAUUCAUUAUUCUUAUUUUAGUAACCAAUAUAUAGCAAAUAAUGUGAGAACUGUUGGGGUUACGGUUGAAAAUUGGUGAAAAUAAUGUUGCAAAUCCAAUUGAUUCGAUUUUACAAAUUAAUAUAUAUUUUUAAAUUUGUAAAAUAUUCAUAAUAUUCAUACUUUUUCAUGUAUCUAGUACUUUAUUUUAAAGGUUCAGUCAUCUUUUUUAGUAUUCUGAAUGAUUUUCUUUGGUGACAAUAAACUGGCAAAAUUGUUGGAAGGAAAAUUAUUUCGUACGGUUAAAGUUUGAAAUAAAGAUAACGCCCAGUUACCAUGCUGUAUUUUCAUAGCGAGGUUAGCUUAGCUUGCAGUGUUUCUUGUACUUAACAUCGGACCUGUACGACACUCUCGAGGAACAUGGCAAGUGCGUGGAAAUAUCAUAUUAUACUAAUGUAUCUUAAUUGGCAACUGACCUUCUAAUUUUUACAUCAGCUUUUUUUCCCAAUUGCGAUAUAUUAGUCUGAUAAAAAAUAAUUUACUUAAAACAGUCUAAAAAUAUACAAAUAUAAAUAAACUUUGCUAAUGUAUUUAUUUCCAAGAUUAUUUAAUUACUUCUGAAAUGUGACAUUUUAUUAACGCACUUACCGAUGUCGUUAAGGUGGUUUACUAAGAGCAUUAGUCUGUACUGUAAUAUUUAUAUAUAAUGAUUUUUUUUUUCAACUGUGAGUGUAAAUAUCCAAGCAUUAUGCCGCCUUCAUAAUAGCCGUAUUAAGGCUUUGAGUUGAAGUCAGUACCUCAAGUUUAAUGCAAUGCCCUUAAUGGAAUCCAGCAUUGUUAUUCAACAGGUGAAACGUCCUAGUGUCGAAAGAGUCGAAAAGAAUCUCGAGAGAAAAUGAAAAGCGGAAAUGACGUCACUAAAUCGGCUCCCCGCUUCCUCUCUUCCUGUUCUAUAAAAUAUAUAAAAUGUUUAAGAUAUUUAAUGUAAUGUUAGACAUUUUAUGCUCAAAUUGUUUUGUUAUAUAAUUAGUAUUAUUGUGAAUAUUAUGUUAUACAGUCCAUUUGAAAUGGUUAAGAUCACAGUGUUUUAUCACAAUAAAUAUAGUUCGGAUGUAUUUUGACAUCGCUCAGCGUGCGACAUAUUACCUCUAAUUGUAUACGAAAUUCAUAUUUUUAAUAAAAUGUAAUGGGACAAAUUUAAACAUAUUCGAUAAAUAGUAUUGUUCUUAGAUAUGUUUAUUUCUUAUUUGACUAGGUUUUUUGGAAUGUUUUAUAUUAUAAUGCAUUUCUGGUAGAAUUCUGAUGGUAUUGUGGUGUACUACAUCCCGGUAAUUGCUGGGAACAACCACAAAAUAGUAUUUAUUUAAAUAUUGGUUCGAUGGUGGACGUAACGUCUUUCCCUAGCCGUGGUCUCAUGGAAAGUUACAACACCUCUACUUGCGCCAGCAGGACCAGGACCUUCAGAUUAUGCUCGACUUAAAUGGAGAGUUCAGGAGUACUAAAUCAAAAUCAAAAUGUUAAUUGAACUCAUAACAUUAAUUAACAAUGGCUUAAGUUCCGUCAUACACUUAAUUUCAUAAUAAUAAAUAAUUAAUAUCACACAGGUAAAAUUAAAAUCAAACAAAUCAAAAAAAAUCAAAUAAUUAAAAUCACACAAAAACAAAUCACGUAUGAUAGUGCUGUUAACAUGUAAUUAUGUCCAUAAUCAUGAGUGUUUCGAUCAAUAUAAGCAAUGCUUUAAAAAUUAUUAUUUUUUUUUUUUCAUCAUUUUAACCUAAUAAUGAAAUCUCAAAUUUUUGUUCUGCCCUUUCUUCAACACACAAUAUGUCCUAAACAUUUUUCGACAUUUCUCGUGCUUGGCAGUGAAUAAAAACUCGUUUAUUUUGGAAUGGAACCGGAUGGACUCGGAUCAGCCAUUAUUAAAAUAAAAAAAAAAAUACUCGGGAUCGCAACUUCAGUAUUAACACGAUAGCACGGUAAGACUAAGAUAACUAACGAAUACGGCACAUCACUACACUGCAGGUGCGCGAGGUGAAGCGUGCGGACAGCGGGGGGAGAUGCACCCGCUCUUUACCUCAGGCCCCGACUGCAUUCAACUCGCGCGAUAUCAGGAAUAUUAGUCUUUAUACUAGAAGUAUGUCUAUAAUAUGACAUACCUAAUUUCAUGUUUUUCAAAUUUUUUUGUAACAUUUCUCCAUUGUGAUGAUAAAUAAACUUAAUAAGCAGAUGUAUCUUAUCUGUUUUAAGGAUGGGAGUGAUCACCAAAUCUUAAAAGAAUCUCAUUAAUAUUUAAAAUAAUAAUAAUAAUAAAACUAAAUUCCUCGAACGUGAUAAACCCGGAUGCAUUAAAAUUGAGACGUCAACUAGUAUUCUCGGGACUGUGAAUCAUAUUAAACAGAAAUAGAAAUUGCACAGCAAAUGAGAGAAGACAUCUUCACAGCGCUAAAGUACGUAAUUAGUGUGAUUGAUGAGGCCCACUAAUUAUAGCUAAGACAAUUGCUUUUGAACCGGUUUUUUCUAUUUUCACAACUUCAGUCUUAUUGUUACAGUACUUUCUAUUUUUGUCUCAUUGAAAUACCAAAAAUGUAUCAGUAUUUCAUUUUAUUUAAAUGUAUUUGUAUAUGUCCUUUAGUACAAAGCUGAUAACCAAGAUUUAAGCCACAAUUUUCCAUUUUCAAUCCUUAGUUAUCAUUUUUGUAAAUUUUCUGUAUUUGUCCCAUUUAAAUAACCAAAAAUUUCACAAUAACCUGAGCGAUGUUACAAAUACAUACAACAGCACAUCUCACUUCCACGGAACUUAGAUUUUCAUACUAUUAUUAUAGCAUUUAUCAUGGGUUACAUAUCUGUAGAUAGCAUGUGAUUUUUCUAGUUCAAAAUAAAUAAUAGUUUAUUAUAUUUUAAUAACUACUCGUCAUAAAGUUGGUGCGGUGCAACUGAUUGUUUGAAUUGUAUUUUAUUUUUGUCAUUUUUCUUACACAAUGUUAGAUUAAUUUAAGGGAUUUUAAACAUGAAGUUUUAUUAUUUCUAAACUGCUUUUUUAUUCAAGUUUAUUGAAUAUAACCCAGCUUAUGUAUUACUUUUCAAAUACUUCGAUGUAAAACUUACACAUAAAUUUCGAUCAUUUUGCGUGACAAAUGCAUAAAGAUUUUGUAUUAAACACUUAUGUUAUUUCUAUGAAUUAUAUUAUACCUGUAUUAAGUAAAUAUUUGUUUAUUUAAAUAUCCAUUUUUACUUUACAUUUCUUCUUUUAAAUUUUUAAACAACUUUUUUAGUAUCUCGUUUUUAAAUAUAUUUCUGGAUAGGUUUAUUAUUUACUUUGUGAUUUAUUUUGAAGUAUUUUUUUUAAAUUAUUGAAUGGCUUAUAACUUGAUUAAAUAUUAUAGGUCACUAACUGACUAUUGAUUCUGUUCAGCUGAAUAGCAUAUGGAGCUGGGUUAAUGUGGUACAAUUUCCAUUGGCACUUCAGUUAUUUAUAAAAUUUCAAAGCGCUUAAAUCGCUUCGAUGAUUGAUUAAUCACUUUAAUCUUUGUUUUUAUAAGGAUUCAAUGGAAUAGAACUAUAAUUUGUGGAAUUAUGAAAUAUUUACAGAAAUAGACCGUCACAUUUACGAAAAUUACCUACAGCUUUCGAUCAAAGUUGCGGUUACCGAAAUGGAUUUUAAUUUGUCAUAAUUCAUAAUAAAUUGAUUAUCUUUCAUCGUAGUUUGAUGUAUUAAUUUGAAUCAAAGUACGCACAUUGCGAUAUGUUAUUGACGUUAAAGUUUUAUCCACAUCAAAUUUAUGUCUAUUUUAUACUUCCAAUGCCCAAAUACAUUCGUAAAAAUUUAUAAUUCUAAUAUAUUCCAUAUUACAUGGUAAAAUAUAAAUAUUUACAUAAAAUAUAAUUGUACAUUAAUAAGUUAAAUAAAUAUCCAAUAACAUAAUAUAGAUAUUUAAUAUUUACAUAAAGAUUAUCUAAUAGAAGUGAUGAUAUAAAACACCAAAUACAGCAAUAAUAUUCGUACAUAAUAACGCUUAAUAUUAAUAAGUAAAUAUAUUAUAUUAUAUCACCUAUGUAUUUAAUAUUAAUAUAUAUUAAUAUAAAAUGUUUUUUUUUUGGUGUUGGGUUGAAGUUGAUGUUGUCUUUUAGGGUGAGGUUUUAAUGAUCUUUGUCUUCUUAUGCCACAUACGAAAAAUUGUAAUGAAUUUGCAUAUACUUCUAGUUAUUGUGUGGAGAUGCAUUCCUUGAGAAUGUGGUGAGAUUUCAUCCUUUGUGACUGAAUCUACAUUUGGGAGACUCGCCUAUCGUAUGAAGGUGUUAAAUAAGCUUCUUGUACAUGCUACGAAAACCGCACCGACGCUUAAUCGCAUUAUUAUAACGAAUAUCUCCCCGCAUCAUCAUUAUUAAUAACGAGUUAAUUAGUACACGAUCUGUGUUCAGUAAAGCAUUCCUAGAGAAACUGAAAUGUUACUAUUAAUAAAUAACUCAUAACUAUUCUAUUUCAAUAUUUAUUUCUUAUGAAAUGGUAUAAUUUGGACCAUCCUAAACUGAGGCUGGUUUGCAUAAACUAACUUUAGCAAUAACAAACAUAUUAAAGUACCGGUUAAGCAAAAAAUGUGUUCCACUAUUUGACAAAUUUUAGAUGACGUUAUAACUUUAACUGUUAACCGUAACCAUCCUACCUUCGCCGAUAAAAGCUAAAGUUAAUGUUUAAUAGCUAAAUAGCGACCUGUUAGAAGAUUAAAAAUAAAUAUUCGAUAUUGAUAUAUUAUUUUUAACUUUUGCCUUAACGGUUCUGUGCGGCGAUGGUGUGAACCAUUCGCGAUAUUUAUUCGACGACUCACACAUGCGAUUCAGCGCCGGUGCGACUCUAGCUUCGUGUACAAGAAGCCUGAGGGAGAACCACUAGAUAUUUUUCUGCUUAUUCUUCCAUUAGUUGCUGCUUGAUAAAUUAUUGAAGUAAAAACUUCUCUAGCGGCGUUGAGCACUUUUCUUGGGAUGAGUAUAAAAUAUUAACUCGCGACAGGACACGUGGCCUGAUCGAAAAUCCGUAAGACAGUCGUUGAAAUAAUGGAUGAACAAUUUAUACUUCUAACUAAUUAUAAUUCGGUUAUUUCAACUAAAUGGUCAUAUGAUCAUUGGACCAGUGGUUGAAUCAUUGUGAUUGCGAAGCCGAAACACCGCGAGGUUUUGUUUAAUUUUUUUUUUUUGUUUCUUACUUAGCUACCACAAACCUAUUAAGUUUAGAGAUUGGUGAUGAUGAUGCUGGUAAUGAAGAGUCUUUGAAAUUAUGGAUGAAAGUUGAUUUUUAUGAGUGAUAAACUUUUUAAUAUAAAAUAAUUAUAAUAGUUCUGAAGUGUUAAUUUUUUUAUGUAAUAUAAAUUGUAAUUUUUGUACUAUAGCGCAAUAAAUUAAUAUUGUAUUUAAGCACAUAAAUGCUAGUACUAGUAUUCUGAUAAAUAAAGCAAUUCGUGUGCGAUAUUCUUCUCUAACCAUUCCAAAAUAUUCAAAAAUGCACAACGUUAAUGUUCAAGUUUUUACUUCUACCGGCACUCCCGUAGUGCAUCCCAUAUUUUUUUAUAACAUAAACGACUGUGCUACUGAAAAUAAGCACUUCAUAAUCGACCUAAAAACCUUUUGUAAUCUGAAUUUAUAAAUAAUUAUAAUUUGGUGUGGACAAAUCUUUCGAUAAUUCAUACGUAUCAAUAGGUAUUGACAAUACUUGGUAUUUUAGUGUAAAUUGUGGUGUUCCAAGCAUCAUUCAUUGUAAGUCGGUUACGCUCCAAUUCUAGUAUUAAAAUAUCACUAACAUUGCAUAUAUCUUUGUAUAAAUGCAUUUAUGUAUAUGUUACAUGUUUAAACACAUUAUUGAAUUUAGAAUUUUUAUGAAAAAAAAAGUAAAUAUCCGUAUUUCAAAUAUAA